This is a messenger RNA of Microtus ochrogaster (prairie vole), 1060 nucleotides long. Its product is annotated as acrosomal protein SP-10. The record is from RefSeq and is a predicted model, not a curated record. NCBI's taxonomy places the organism in Eukaryota, Metazoa, Chordata, Mammalia, Rodentia, Cricetidae.
AGGUUCUGAUUCAACAUUGGGAGUGUCUGUUCAGUUUCUUCUCAGCUCUUGAGUGUGUCACACUAGAGAGCUCUCUUUUCCUCAAUCAAAAUGAAGAAAUUAAUCCUCCUGAGUCUUUAUCUGCUUGGAUUUGCUAAAGGAGCACCACCAGGUCAGCCUGAUGAGCUUUUUGAGUCUGUAGACCGCCAAGCUUCUGUCCAGCAACUUUCAAGUGAGUAUUUCUCACUCACAAACCCGUCAGAUGCCGAAUCUCUAUACGAAACCCCCUCAGGUGAGAGAACUCUGACCGAUCAUAGUUCAAGCGAACAUGAAUCAAGUGAGCAUUCUACAGGCGAACAUGUUUCAAGUGAGCACAGUUCGGGAGAACAGUCUUCAGAACAUGUUUCAGGUGAGCACAUGUCAAGCGAGCAUAUUACAGGAGAGCAGAAUUCGGGCGAGCACACUUCAAGCGAAGGUUCAGAACAGCCAAGCGAACAGUCUUCAGAAGUAUCUUCAGCUGAACAAGUUUCAGGAGAAAAGACUGAAGAGGUGGGUGAACAGUCGGCUGCCGAGGCAACUUCAGGCGAAAAGAACGAACAGGGUAUGAGCACACCAUUUCCAAGCACAUCUUCAGACGUAGCAAUAAAUUGCCACACAUGUUCCUAUAUGAAUGAUGAUGGAAAAUGUCUUCGUGGAGAAGGAAUAUGCACCACUCAAAAUUCCCAGCAGUGCAUGUUAAAGAAGAUCUUUGAAGGUGGAAAACUCCAGUUCAUGGUUCAAGGGUGUGAGAACAUGUGCCCAUCUAUGAACCUCUUCUCUCACGGAACAAGAAUGCAAAUUAUGUGCUGUCGGAAUGAACCUCUCUGCAACAAGACCUAGAAGCCUGCACCUCCACUUCUUGCGCUGACUCAGGCAGCUUCACUCCACUAUACUUGGCUCAAUUGAAACUCAUCUUCAACUAAUCACAUCUGUCUCUGCCUGAUCAGACAAGAAGCUCGACCCAUUGCCUAUGUCCUCUGCCUUCCUACCUCCUCUCCUUCCCCAGAUUUCCUCUUGCAAUACAUUCCUAUGUUAAAGAACA